UAAAUACAUACACACACACAUAUAGAGAGAGAGAGAGAGAGAUAGCGAAGGUAACUGGAUCUAGAUCUUCGCCAAUUUGUUUGAUUCUCUUCUCUGGUUCUGGUAAAUGCGAUAAUGGUGAUUCGAAGACCUCCUCUAUCAUUACAUCUAUGGAUCUCCGUUUCUCUUCUUUUCUUCAUCCAUGCCCACUCCUUUUAUCUCCCCGGUGUCGCUCCCCAAGAUUUCCAGAAGGGGGAUCCUUUGAAGGUGAAAGUGAACAAACUGACUUCUACGAAGACGCAGCUUCCUUAUUCUUUCUAUUCCCUUCCUUACUGCAAGCCAGAAAAAAUUGUUGACAGUGCCGAAAAUCUGGGUGAAGUUCUCCGUGGUGAUCGUAUUGAGAACUCUCCUUUUGUGUUUAAAAUGCGAGAACCUCAAAUGUGCAAAGUUGUAUGUCGGGUAGUACUUAAUGCCAAAACUGCAAAGGAAUUUAAGGAAAAGAUAGAUGAUGAAUAUCGGGUGAACAUGAUUUUGGAUAAUCUUCCUCUGGUUGUUCCCAUUCGAAGGCUGGAUCAGGAAUCAUCCAUUGUGUAUCAACAUGGCUAUCAUGUUGGUAUCAAAGGACAAUAUGCUGGAAGCAAGGAGGAAAAGUACUUUAUCCAUAACCACUUGACAUUCACGGUGAAGUUUCACAAGGACCCACAAACAGAGACUGCAAGGAUCGUAGGUUUUGAAGUCAAGCCAUUCAGUGCCAAGCAUGAAUAUGAAGGCCAAUGGAGUGACAAGACUCGUUUAACAACAUGUGACCCCCAUGCAAAGCGCACAAUUACCAACUCAGAAUCUCCUCAAGAGGUUGACAAUAAGAAGGAAAUUAUUUUCACAUAUGAUGUUGAGUUUCAAGAAAGUGACGUGAAGUGGGCAUAUCGAUGGGAUACCUAUCUUCUGAUGGCUGAUGAUCAAAUUCACUGGUUUUCAAUUGUCAAUUCGUUGAUGAUUGUUCUUUUCCUUUCGGGCAUGGUGGCUAUGAUAAUGCUGAGGACACUGUACCGUGAUAUCUCGAAGUACAACCAGUUGGAGACCCAGGAAGAAGCCCAAGAAGAGACAGGAUGGAAACUGGUUCAUGGGGAUGUUUUCAGACCCCCCGAGAACUCUGAUCUUCUAUGUGUUUAUGUUGGGACAGGUGUUCAAUUUUUCGGGAUGAUACUCGUCACUAUGAUGUUUGCUGUCCUCGGGUUUCUAUCUCCUUCAAAUAGAGGUGGGUUGAUGACGGCCAUGCUUCUUCUGUGGGUCUUCAUGGGCCUUUUUGCUGGAUACGCUUCUGCCCGCCUCUACAAGAUGUUUAAAGGAACAGAAUGGAAGAAAAUCACCCUGAGAACAGCUUUCAUGUUCCCCGCAUCUGUCUUUGCCAUAUUCUUUGUCUUGAACGCUUUGAUUUGGGGAGAGAAAUCUUCCGGGGCAGUCCCAUUCGGAACAAUGUUUGCUCUGGUCGUUCUAUGGUUUGGUAUCUCUGUCCCACUCGUUUUCGUGGGUAGUUAUGUCGGGUUUAAGAAACCAGCAAUGGAAGAUCCUGUAAAAACUAACAAAAUCCCGAGGCAAAUACCUGAACAGGCCUGGUACAUGAACCCAGUUUUCUCUAUCCUCAUCGGGGGCAUACUUCCAUUUGGAGCUGUAUUUAUCGAGCUCUUUUUCAUCCUCACAUCGAUCUGGUUGCAGCAAUUCUACUACAUUUUUGGGUUCCUCUUCAUUGUCUUCAUCAUCCUAAUUGUCACUUGUGCUGAGAUCACUAUCGUGCUCUGCUACUUCCAACUAUGCAGCGAGGACUACCUUUGGUGGUGGAGAUCAUACCUAACUUCAGGAUCGUCAGCGCUAUACCUGUUCCUAUAUUCGGCUUUCUAUUUCUUCACAAAGCUCGAGAUUACAAAGCCGGUAUCGGGCGUCUUGUACUUCGGUUACAUGUUGAUUGUCUCGUACGCGUUCUUCGUGCUUACAGGUACGAUUGGUUUCUAUGCAUGUUUCUGGUUCACAAGGCUCAUCUACUCAUCGGUCAAGAUUGAUUGAAGCGAUGAUUGCAACACGAAAACCACAUGGAACCAUAUAUUCUUCUUCCAAGUUACUUGUGGAAUUUUCAGUUUUUAAAUCUUAAAAAUCAUAGAAAUUGUUUUUUCUUUUUAACCUUCUUGAUACAGGUUCUUUGAAGUACAAGUUCUCUUUUCUUUAUCUUUUUGCUUCACUGUUCUGUAUUGAGACAUUCUGAGAGGAUUCUCAAGCAAUACCGGUCCUCUGUGACUCGUGCCUAUUUUAGAAAUGAAGGAAUUUUUGUAUUAUCAUUUA
Molecule: messenger RNA, 2310 nt
Organism: Camellia sinensis
Lineage: Eukaryota; Viridiplantae; Streptophyta; Magnoliopsida; Ericales; Theaceae
Product: transmembrane 9 superfamily member 9
Biological process (GO): protein localization to membrane
Cellular component (GO): membrane
Source: RefSeq, a predicted model, not a curated record